AUGAAUCCAAUUCUGGGAGACACGAUGUACACUAGCUCGGCACCCAAUGGAACCUCGGUGUCCGUCAAAAUCGCACAGUAUCUGCUAGAGAACAGUCCGGCAUUCCAAGAACUCUUUCUUCUUCGUCAGAAGGGUUGGGAGACCUCAGAGAGAGAUCAGUAUUUCCAUAAUCGUCGUGCACAAUCCGACAACGCCAGUAGAAAGCAGAUGCGCCGCUUCUUCCACAUGACAUGUGAGAUCGGAGAAGAGAUGGACAGGGAAACAUCCGUCAUUACACUUACGGCGACUGAUAGCGAUACGCCCCCGAGGGUCUUGGAUAUAGGUAUGGCUCCAGGUGGAUUCACUAAGACGAUGCUUCGUAGCCAUCGUGACGUCAAGAUACGGGGAAUCAUACUCCCACUAGAGCUCGGAGGCCUCGAAGUCAUGCUUCCGCGGUGGAAGACUGACUCGAAAAUCUUUUUAGAGUUUCUCGAUGUCACGAUGUUGGCAGAGGAGAUGGGACGGUCGAUAAAGUCCAUACCAACCAAACACACGGAUGUCGCAAGAUUCUCUUCAAAAAGACCGUAUCAAGGCGAAAUCUUUGACCUCGUAUUUUGUGGCGCAACUGCUCAACGUGCGCAUGCUCGUGCCGACUAUCGUGAGUCAAGUGAGCGACUACAGUUAGUGACGAGCCAGCCAAUUCUCGCACUUCAACGUCUCCGCGACCACGGAUCAUUGGUCUUAGUGUUGCACAAGCCAGAGGCUUUCAACACCGCUGAUGUUAUCCGGACAUUCACAAGGUUCUCAAGUGUGAGCCUUUUCAAGCCUGGAAAGAAGCAUGCAAUCCGUUCCUCAUUCUAUAUGGUGGCAACGAAAGUGGAAACACAGAGUAAAGAGAUGCAAGCGUCUAUCGUUAAAUGGAAGAAGCAAUGGGAGAAUGUAACUUUCCAGUCAGACGACGCUCUCUCGACCUGUUCCCGCGUAUCCGAGGAUCAAGCCUGCGAGAUGCUGGCAGAGUUCGGACCACAGCUUAUCAGUCUUGCCACGUCGGUACGGAAAAUCCAAGCUGAUGCUCUUCGAUCUGCACCAUUUAUCAAAGGUUUAAAGAGCACCAUGGCCAGAGAUCUUGCGUCGAAGACAGGAUGUAUUGAAUGA
This is a messenger RNA of Alternaria atra, 1134 nucleotides long. RefSeq lists its product as uncharacterized. The transcript is spliced from 2 exons. Bases 1 to 1134 code for a protein of 377 amino acids. Gene Ontology annotation, molecular function: methyltransferase activity. Gene Ontology annotation, biological process: methylation. Lineage: Eukaryota; Fungi; Ascomycota; Dothideomycetes; Pleosporales; Pleosporaceae. The record is from RefSeq and is a predicted model, not a curated record.